Molecule: messenger RNA, 2478 nt
Organism: Lycium barbarum (goji berry)
Lineage: Eukaryota; Viridiplantae; Streptophyta; Magnoliopsida; Solanales; Solanaceae
Product: probable protein phosphatase 2C 47
Exons: 4
Coding region: 1006-2172 (388 amino acids)
Biological process (GO): protein dephosphorylation
Molecular function (GO): cation binding; protein serine/threonine phosphatase activity
Source: RefSeq, a predicted model, not a curated record
CAACUUACUCAGCUCAAUCGAAAUCAUUUUAGCCUUCCUUCAAUACUCUAUUAAAUUUAUUCACCAUAAAUUUUCAACUUUCUUCAAGCCCUAUCCUUGCAUCAAAUUUUUUCUCAUGGCUCUUUCAACUUAGGAUUAGGAAUUUUGAUAUGAUUCUGAAAUCGGAUGGAACAAUACAAGAAGCUAAGGUAUCUUUAUUUUGUAGUUUGAUAGCUCACACGCAAUGCACAUACCGAGGGCCUCGUAUAUUUUAACAACAAAAGUAGCUAUUAUCUUUACUUAUAUGACUUAUGACCAAACUGAUCACUUUUUUUAAUCCACUAAGAACCAUUUCUUUCAUGUUUAUACAUUAAGGACCAAUUAAAACCAAAGCCCAUACAUCAAGUACCAUUUUGAUCAUUUUCUUUUCUUGGUGAACCAUAUAUGACAAAACACAAGGCAUUUUGAGCGGUCAACUAAAAUACCUGCCAUCCAAUAACUGUCCCACGUGUAACAAACCCAAUCUCUCAAUCCCCAUAGCCUACAAAGCCGGCCAUCAGAAAGCUCAAAGCUGGGAUCGCCACUCUAUUAUCCAUAUACAUUCAUCUAAAACUCUAUUCUUUUUUCCUUACUUACAAAAUUACAAUGCUUUUGAUUUUACUUAGUUUCUUGUUUUUGCUUUGAUCAUGCUUAAUCUUGUUUGUUAAAAACUCGUAUCCUUUCCUUAGUCCAGAUCUUAUAUACCAUUUGGAUAAAGUUCAAAUCUUGGCAUGUGGGUGACUUUGCUUGUUUCUGAAUUCCAAAGAAGUGUCUGUCAUACUGGUUUUCUGCCUAAAAAUGUGGGUUCUUGUGGUGUUUCUGAGCUGGGAUCAAGGAACUGUCACAGAGCUGUCCAUGUGAUCAAGCCUCAAAACCAAGAAAAUAUAAUACAAAAAUAAAUCAUGAAAGGAAAUGUACACUUUUGAGCUGAUAUUUCUGCUUAAAGGGUUACAAAAUAAGGGAUCUGUUGUAUGUUUGAUGGAGUAAAUGGAAGGAAUAAUGAUGGCUCCAGGGACCAAUAUGUCACCCUGUAAUGGGGAAAUAGAGAAUGGUUUUUGUAAGGGAAAUAUGUCAGCAAUUGAAGAAAAUCAGGAGGAAACUGAUUGUUUGAGUCAGCCAAAUGUAGGGAAGCCACCAAGAAAUAAUCCAGGAAUGAGGCAUUGUAUUAGCCAAGCAAGCUUGGCUGGUACUUCUGCAUUGGAACCAAAUACAGUAAUGAUCGGUCUGAAAUCACCAUCGAGUGACAAUUGUGCUUAUGUACCCAUCUUUCGCUCAGGAAGCUACUCUGAGAUGGGACCCAAACAAUACAUGGAAGAUGAACAUAUCCGUGUUGAUAAUCUUCGGGAACAUGUUGAGUCCAAAGGUCUUCUUUCACAAGGAGCAUAUUAUGGUGUGUUUGAUGGGCACGGUGGCGUUGAUGCUGCAUCAUUCACUCAAAAGAAUCUCCUUGAAUUUAUUUUAGAGGAUUCCCAUUUCCCAUCGAUGGUUAAAAAAGCUGUCAGGAAUGCUUUUCAGAAAGCCGAUAAUGAGCUAGCUGAUACGAAGACUCUCGAUAGAACCUCUGGAACAACUGCUCUAAUCGCACUUAUUUUAGGACGGACCAUGCUAAUAGCUAAUGCUGGGGACUCUCGAGCUGUACUAGGGAAGCGCGGAAGAGCAAUUGAAUUGUCAAAAGACCACAAACCAAACGCUACUUCCGAGAAAUUGAGAAUUGAGAAACUAGGGGGCGUAAUUUUUGAUGGCUACCUGAAUGGGCAACUGUCAGUUGCACGAGCGCUGGGUGACUGGCACAUAAAGGGUGCCAAAGGUUCAAAGGGCCCAUUAAGCUCAGAGCCAGAGUUCGAAGAAGUGGUCCUGUCAGAAGAGGAUGAAUUCUUGAUAAUUGGGUGCGAUGGCUUAUGGGAUGUCAUGAGUAGCCAAUAUGCAGUAACAAUCGUAAGAAAGGAGCUCAUGCUGCAUAAUGAUCCCGAGAAAUGCUCAAAAUUUCUUGUCAAGGAGGCAUUAAAGCGUAACUGUUGUGAUAAUCUAACAGUUGUUGUAAUCUGCUUCUCUCAUGAUCCACCACCUCGAAUUGAAAUACCAAGAACUACAAGGAGGAGAAGUAUAUCAGCUGAGGGGCUGGAUCUUUUAAAGGGGGUGUUGAGUGACAUAUGAAGGAGAGUCUGAUAACUGUUUGUAUAGAUAUAAAUUAGCAUAGCAAACACCAUGGUCAGCAAUUUUUCCGAGUUUCUGCUGUCCAUGGUUCAAAUUGAUUGUGAUGAGAAAACACGGAGCUUCUGUAACCUUGGAGCCUCCAAGAACUUGAUCUUUGUCUUCUUUUUUCUGUUACUAUAUUUCUUCAAAUGUUAUGUGCUGAUUAUCAUUAUAAGAUGUAUUCAUAGCCAAAGGGGUUCGGUCUGCUCUUGUGAAGGGACUGACAAUAAUCUAUGAAGAAAAGUUAAAAGUUUCCGUUCUCUACAA